GCGCAGUCGCAGGCAGUGAGCUCUCUCCUGCUGCUGUGCUCCCAUCGCUUUCCCCCUCCCCCUCCCCCUCCCCCCCCAUCCCCAGAUGCGAUUCCGUCCCCACCGCGACCUCGCCUAGCCACCCCGACGCCGCAAUGGCGAGUGCGUCGGAGGACGACGCCGCCUCGGAGCGCUGCUGCGGCAGCUACAGCCCCAGCGCCGACGUCAGCGAGUCCGAGACCUCCAGCGACUGCUCCGCGCCCACCACCCGCCGCUUCGCCUCCUCCUCCUCUGCCACCGUCUCACGCCUCGCGUCCUCCUCGUCCUCCCUCCCCACACCGGCCUCCGCCGCCGCCUUCUACCUCUCCAAGCCCGCCUCCGACAUCUCCGAGAUCGACAUGAUGAAGGAGCGAUUCGCGAAGCUCCUACUCGGCGAGGACAUGUCCGGCAGCGGCAAGGGCGUCUGCACCGCGCUCGCCAUCUCUAACGCCAUCACCAACCUCUCCGCUACCGUGUUCGGCGAGCUGUGGAGGCUGGAGCCGCUCGCGCCGGCGAGGAAGGCGAUGUGGACGCGGGAGAUGGAGUGGCUGCUCUCCGUCGCCGACUCCAUCGUCGAACUCAUCCCCUCCAUCCAGGAGCUCCCCGAAGGUGGCGGUCAGUUCGAGGUCAUGGUGCCACGCCCUCGCAGCGACCUGUACAUGAACCUCCCCGCUCUAAAGAAGCUCGACGCCAUGCUCCUCGCGAUGAUUGACGGGUUCAAGGAGACAGAGUUCUGGUAUGUGGAUAGGGGCAUUGCAGUCGAGGAUAGUGGGGGUCCGUUCCCCUCGUCGUCGUCUCGCGGGCGGCCAUCAUCGGUGCGGCAGGAGGAGAAGUGGUGGCUGCCGUGCCCGCGAGUGCCGCCCAAGGGGCUGUCCGAGGAUGCAAGGAGGAAGCUGCAGCAGAGCAGGGAUUGUGCAAACCAGAUACUGAAGGCAGCCAUGGCGAUUAACAGCGAUGUGCUCACCAAUAUGGAGAUCCCGGAAGCGUACCUGGAGACACUGCCAAAGAGUGGUAAAUCAUGCUUGGGGGAGAUAAUUUACCGAUACAUAACAGCUGAACAAUUCUCACCAGAAUGCCUCCUAGAUUGCUUGGAUCUGUCAUCUGAGCACCACACACUAGAAGUAGCAAACAGAAUCGAAGCUGCCAUCCAUGUUUGGAGACUGAAAGGUCAAAAGAAGUCGACGCCUCAAGCUAAAUCAAAGAAAUCUUGGGGUGGAAAAGUGAAGGGUCUGGUCAAUGAUAAGGAAAAGAGCCACACUUUGUCCGAAAGAGCUGAUGGUUUAUUGCAGAGCUUAAGAUUACGAUACCCUGGUCUGCCACAAACUUCCCUCGACAUGAACAAGAUCCAGUAUAACAAGGAUGUUGGGCAGUCCAUACUUGAAAGUUACUCAAGGGUCCUGGAGAGCUUGGCAUUUAACAUAAUCGCAAGAAUUGAUGAUGUGCUUUAUGUUGAUGAUGCAACCAAGAAGUCUGCCGCAGCCGAGUCUGUUUCGAUCUUCAAUCGUGGCAUAGGUGUACCAGUUCAGAAGAGAAUCUCACCAAGCCCAUUCUCGAUUCAGAAUACACCGUAUGCCUCCCCAUUUGCAACACCCACUUUCUGCUCCUCCACUCCAGUUACAGGCAGUCCUGGAAGGGUACAGCCCCCAUUAAACAAAAGUAGUUUAGGGAAACAAGAAAUUAAAGUCGAGAAGAUCUUUUCUGGUGAUCUAGAGAAGGUCUGGACAUAUGCCGGAAACCUGAGCGCUAGGAAAGACGUAGGAGAUGCUCCUGAGAGGGACUGAAGGGGGUGGUGAUGGAAGUCGACAGGUAUCAACAGAUCCUGUCAUUGCGGGUAGCUAGAUUUUCUUUGUACAGAAGCAGCAUUUGUCAUUUUUUGUGCUUUCUUAGCGAGCCAGUGAUUGUGUAUCUCUACUUACAAUUAAUGGAUGGCAUCUGAUCUGAACAGUACAGCUUGUAGUUACACUUGUUUUCUGGGCUGAGUUCAGCAGCAAGUGACUAUAUCCCUGCUCCCGUUGCUGAUGCUUUUUUGUCGUUGAAUGUAUUGAUAAAAAAUUAACUUCAGUCGCUGUGGAAUGUAAGCUGAUCUUGUAUUCUGAUGCCUGAUACUCUGCUGCCUGUUUUUGUGUUUAUAUAUGCACCUAAUGAAUUGAC
This is a messenger RNA of Phragmites australis (common reed), 2169 nucleotides long. RefSeq names its product rop guanine nucleotide exchange factor 1-like. The coding region runs from base 135 to 1799 and encodes 554 amino acids. NCBI's taxonomy places the organism in Eukaryota, Viridiplantae, Streptophyta, Magnoliopsida, Poales, Poaceae. The transcript has 5 exons. Gene Ontology annotation, molecular function: guanyl-nucleotide exchange factor activity. The record is from RefSeq and is a predicted model, not a curated record.